This is a messenger RNA of Coprinopsis cinerea okayama7#130, 881 nucleotides long. RefSeq lists its product as hypothetical. The record is from RefSeq and is a predicted model, not a curated record. Gene Ontology annotation, biological process: DNA replication; nucleotide-excision repair; double-strand break repair via homologous recombination. NCBI's taxonomy places the organism in Eukaryota, Fungi, Basidiomycota, Agaricomycetes, Agaricales, Psathyrellaceae. Gene Ontology annotation, molecular function: DNA binding. Gene Ontology annotation, cellular component: chromosome, telomeric region; DNA replication factor A complex; nucleus. The coding region runs from base 13 to 810 and encodes 265 amino acids. The transcript has 7 exons.
CAAAAUUCCAAUAUGAGCCAAGGAUUCUAUGGUGGCAGUGGUGGCGGAGGUUACCUCCCAGGAUCACCUUUCAGCGCGACAGCCAGUCCAGGGGGAGGCCAAAAAUCAGAGCUCUCAGCAUCUCUACGUCCAAUGACCAUCGCCCAACUCAACAAAGCGACUCAACUGCAUCCUGAAGCUGAAUGGCGCCUCGACGAUAUUGAAGUUGGCCAAGUCACCAUAGUCGGGCAAAUAUUGUCCAUUCAGCAACAGGCAACCAACUCUGUGUACGCAAUCGUUGAUGGCACAGGAACAAUCGAGGCUCGCCAGUGGUUGAACACCGACACCGACGGCAGCAUACAACAAGGGCUCAAGGAAAACAUCUACGUUCGUGUUGCCGGCAACCUCAAGGCCUUCAAUUCCAGACGAUAUAUCAAUACAACUCACAUCCGUCCAAUCACUGACCCCCAUGAACUCUACUUCCACAUUCUCGAAUCCAUGACCGUAACUCUGAGCUUUGAGCGGGGCGUUCCUGCAGCUCCAGGAUCUGCCAAAGGAAAAGAUGUGGUCAUGGCUGACGCUUCUGUAUACAAUGUUGGGUCGACUGCGACAUCCGACCAAUUCUCGCACCUGCCAGUUUUGCAGCGUCAGAUUGUCCGCUUCCUCCAGGAGAACUCUACGAGCGACGAAGGAGUGCACGUCUCGGCCAUUGCCAGAGCUGUCGGGUCUGGUAACGAUGCCCAAAAGAUCAGCGAUGCCCUGGACAAGCUCAUGGAUGCUGGUCACGUAUACACAACGCUUGAUGAAUCGCAUUUCCUACUCACUGCCUAGAUGACAUGGACCUUGCUUUCACUGUAUUUCCUAGCUGUAAUAUCUCUCUGUAUACGCGCUUUGCCACCAUC